AUGGCUUCUGCUAGUAGCUCAGCUCAGUCAGCCUUUGGACUGGGGCGCAGGAAGCAGGCUCCAGGGCUCCUGGAUCAGAUUGGGAAGUUCUUUGGAGGGGACAAGAAGAAGAAGAGCAAGGGGUCUUUCCGUGGAGCUUUGUCCUCCUCCCCUGCCAGGCCGACCGCGGCGUCCCCUCGCAAGCGCGGCGCAGAGAACGCAGUGGUGCACUUCUUCAGAGGCAUUGUGUCCCCUGCCCCUCCCAAGUCUAGGGGGUCUCAGAAGUCGCAGUCUGCCAAGGCUAAGAAGGCCAGCCCUACUGAUGGCCAGGGAACUCUGUCCAAGAUCUUCAAAAUGUGAUGACACCACACAUUCAGGAGGAAGUCGAAGUGCUUCUCCAGCCAAACGCUGAGGUCCCUGUCUGCACCCCUUUCAACAGCACCUGGGCAGAUGUCAUAACUAAGGGACUACAGUGG
Molecule: messenger RNA, 455 nt
Organism: Hypomesus transpacificus
Lineage: Eukaryota; Metazoa; Chordata; Actinopteri; Osmeriformes; Osmeridae
Product: myelin basic protein-like
Exons: 6
Coding region: 1-339 (112 amino acids)
Molecular function (GO): structural constituent of myelin sheath
Source: RefSeq, a predicted model, not a curated record